CUUGGGAAUCAUAGAGGGUGUCAGAAGCUACACCCCGCGUCCGUUGUGCGCAGCCAUGGGACCUGUCCUUCCUGCCUUCCGCAUACUCGCUGCCCUGCUGAGUGUUCCCUUUGCCAUCGUGUCAUUCUUUAUCGCCAACCCGGAGAAGGUGAAGUUCGCCCAAGAGCAGGCUUCGCUGCCUUUGCCAAAGCGAGUGCUCACGUUCUUCAGCCAAUUCGCGCACCUCACCGUGGUGUCACACGAGCUGACCAGCGGCUACUUUGCAUACCUGGUGCUGAGCGAUUUUGGUCUGCUGAAUGUGGACCAAUACUGGCUAGAGCUGUACUUUGCAGUGGCAACUUCGGUGGCUCUUUUUGUAGCGCUGGUGUUUUGGGGGUGCGCCCUGAUCGACCCUGCGCUGAUGGCGCCGGUGGAUGUCAUCAUCCCAUCCAAAUAUCAGCUCACGGCUGAGUUCAAGCAGCAUCUCAUGUUCGGAGCGAUGUUCGGGCCUACGGAUCCAGAUCCCAGCUGCAGUUGGCAGACGGGGUUCAGGCUCUUCAUGCAGUAUGUCCAUACCUUGUGCCCCAUGUUUCUGGUUGUUGACAUGGCCUUAGCCGAGCAUUCGCCGUUGGAAGCCAAUGUAGAGAUCAAUGCGACCCUGGCGUUUGCUGUGAGCUACAUUUGUUGGAACCUCUUCUGCUGGUGGCUGUUGCGGGUACCGCCCUACCCGCUGCAAAAGCGCCUUUUUGAGCUUGGCGUGCCGUGGGCGGUGUUUGCCUAUGCAGUCCUUUCAAUCUUCGCCAUGGCCUUGUGCAUCUAUGUGCGUUGGGUCCGCUUGGUCGCGGGCUGGUUAGGCGCCUUGGCCAUGGUGCUGCUGGUGUGCUGGGCCAGCGUGGGUCUGACGCCGUGGCGAGGCAAGCUCGCGGAGUUCCAGGGGCUCGACUACCAGCUCUUGCUGCACGGAUGGGCGUCAGGCGGCAAAAGCGCCUUCCUGACCAAGGAAGCAGAAGAGCUGUACAUGUCCAAGCUCAAAGGUUCCUGAUUUUCUGUGAGUACGGAUCGCGGAUCGCACUAGUCGCAAGCGAAGGCAUGCGCUCUAGUAGGCGAAGACAUAUCCGACAGACGACAGGGCACUUGGGACCUGCCACGUGUGUUCGGCA
This is a messenger RNA of Effrenium voratum, 1139 nucleotides long. The record is from the annotation of a GenBank genome assembly. Lineage: Eukaryota; Dinophyceae; Suessiales; Symbiodiniaceae.